CUCUAAGAGGAAUAUAAAGGUGGUAUUUUAGUAAACAUUUCAUUAUAUUUGUUUUCUUUUUACUAGGAGAAUGAGUCUAGGUAUUAUAUUUUUAGCAGGUACCACUGGUCCACAAGAAAUAAACAAGUUUAAAAUGAAUUGUAUUGUUAUUCAUAUUAAAGAGCAAAAUGCAUUUAAAAUGGCUAUGCCUGCUAUUAAAAGUUAUCUUAAAUACUUAUUUGAGAGCUAUUGUUUAAUUUUACCAUUGUACUUUUACUAUCUUCAUGAUUCAAUAGAUCAAUUUUAGGACAAUGACUAUUAAUUUAUGUUUUUAUGAGCCCUUCCUAGAAUUGUAAAUAUUACAUUCUAUUAUGAAAGAAAUAAUUAUAGAGGCUAAUUCAUAAGGGUGAAUCACCACUUGUGGUGGGUGAAAAAACAUCAAGUUGAGCAAGUUUGAACUUGUCUAUUUCAUCCACGAUUCUCUGAUAUAACGGGCGACAAAAUUAUCGGCGGUUCAUUUUAAAAUAACAUUUUCUGAGCUUUAUUUAUUAUUUUUAAAUAAAUACACUUCUAGUCAAUUAAAAAAUAAAAAGAAAAAUGGUUGUAGCUAAAAUAGAAGACACCGCUCCCUUUGAGGAGUACAAGCAGGUGCUCUUGGAGCCCGCAGGGCACUUAGAGCUCUUACCAGAACCGACUUAUCCUAUUUUCCAGCCUCGUCUAUUGAAUGAUCCCCUCAUCAACGAUGAGUACUCGGGGCCGUACGAGUUCGAAGUGGCCAUAGUUCCCGACCAGAAAAGCCCUUGGAUUUAUUCGCCCCUGCUAAACAAAGUGUUCUUGGAGCUGGGCAAACAGUUCCCCGUCACCUUUAAGACCAGAACUUUUCCUCAGGAAGCCUUGUUUAUCAGGGUCACCCCCAAGUACUCGGGCAGUCAGCACUCGAUAGACGCGGUAGUGCGUUGCAUCCAGCACGACUAUCACGCCGAUCCCUCUAAUAAAGAUAUUCCUGCCGAGGUGAGAGCUCACGUGAUACGGUGCGCCAAUCGCCAGGUGAGCUACCUGGGAAACAAGGACCAGCAGGAGCGCCUCAGCCUGGUGCUGCCGCUGAUUAAGCCCGAGGUGGGGGCCGAUAGCGUGUUUGAAUUCUUCCAGUUCGUGUGCACCAGCACUUGCCCCACGCCCGGCAUCAAUCGCAGGAGCCUCGAGCUGAUAUUCACUCUGGAAAAUGUCAAUGGCUCGGUGGUGGGAAGGAAAUCCGUAAACGUCAAAAUUUGUGCAUGUCCCAAACGGGACCAGAUCAAGGACGAGGCCAAGUACAAAAAUAACAAGAACGGGCCGCCGGUUCCCAGGGGCAAAAAACGCAAGGCCGCUUGCCAGCCGGCCAACCCUGGAAAGGUACUGCCCGCGUCGGACAACGAUACCAAGGUGUACCCCAUUACCAUUAAUGUGGUGGGCAAACAAACUCAGCUCAAAGUGCUCUCUUACAUCGAGGACGCUCUAGCGCACGACUUGCUCAAUCAUCAGGGCGAACCUUCGGAGGGGCUGUACCAAAAGGUGCUCGACGACACUAAAGCUGAAAAAAACAGAGCGCUCAACCCUCAUCACUAAUAAUCGUGCCAUAUUUUACCUAUUUUUUAUUUACUAUUUUUUUUAUUCUUAAGUUUAUUACCUAUUUUUAUUACUAUUAUUGAAGUAUAAGAAAUUGUUCUGCUGGGGGAAACUUAUCAGUACCUGAGCUAUUUGUCUUACAUCCAGGAGGGAGUAAUUAUACAGAGGGUUUCCUUGAAAUCCUAAAUUUAAUGGAGGUGUAAAUAUGGCUUAAUAGAUUAAGUCGGAGAUGUCUAAAUAUCGUCUCUGUGAUUGUGCCUUCAACACAGAUAUU
Molecule: messenger RNA, 1858 nt
Organism: Sitophilus oryzae (rice weevil)
Lineage: Eukaryota; Metazoa; Arthropoda; Insecta; Coleoptera; Curculionidae
Product: cellular tumor antigen p53
Exons: 6
Coding region: 577-1584 (335 amino acids)
Biological process (GO): apoptotic process; regulation of transcription by RNA polymerase II
Cellular component (GO): nucleus
Molecular function (GO): DNA-binding transcription factor activity, RNA polymerase II-specific; RNA polymerase II cis-regulatory region sequence-specific DNA binding
Source: RefSeq, a predicted model, not a curated record